Molecule: messenger RNA, 2172 nt
Organism: Necator americanus (New World hookworm)
Lineage: Eukaryota; Metazoa; Nematoda; Chromadorea; Rhabditida; Ancylostomatidae
Exons: 19
Coding region: 1-2172 (723 amino acids)
Cellular component (GO): cytoplasm; nucleus
Molecular function (GO): protein serine/threonine phosphatase activity
Source: RefSeq, a predicted model, not a curated record
AUGCCGAAAAUAAAGAACAAAGUCGUUCGAGUUAAAACAAGCAGUGUUGAGCACAGCUCGAAGAAUAUUCAUCUCGAAUUCGUGGCAUACACAAUAAAAGUUGAUAGCCCCUGCAAAGUGGAAGAUGUGAAAUUGGAUUUCAAAUCCGGACGUGAAAACAGUGAAAGUAGUGAAAAAGAAGUGGAAUUAUGGAAGUGGAAUCCGAUGUUAGCGAUAAUACAUUCGCGACAACAAACCCUAAUGUCAUCUGCAAUUAGGAAACUAAAACAAUAUCACAAAUAUAAGGGAGUACAUUUAUGUUGGCUAAUCCGGUACAAACCAGUUUUCAUAGUUUCUCUACGUGAGCCGGUUGUUAUGCUAUACUGCCUGCUGUUUUCUACCACCGUAGCAGCAUCGGAAGUGCGCGGGAAUACUUCUUGUUUUGAUGGGAAAAUAUCCAGUGAUGGUAGUGUCAGGACCGCUAAACUCACAAUCUACCAUUGUUCGAGCAGCGUGAUUGCCCGUCAGCUGGAUGUCAUCUGUACUCAACUGACGAUUUUUACUGAUCAGGUGUUCAUCAUCAGGAGAGUGAUUGAAAUCUGGCAGCGGUGUUCAAGGUCAAUGCAAAUAGUCUUUCUGGACUUUGAAUCCGCUUUCGACUCUCUUCAUCGACGCCGUCUUUUCAACGGACUUCACGCAAGUGAAGUACCAGGAACGUUCGUUCGCCUACUUGAUGACAUAAAUCAACGAACAACUGCUGCACUUCGGAUACAGCCCUGUUGUGACACGCAUCUGUGCAACACACUCUCAUUCUUCCAUCUAAACAGGACUCGCAGCUAUGCAAAACAAUAUAUUGGCCAUUUCGUUAUACUUAUAAUCGUAAUUGCUAAACUGCUAAUACUCUUAAUUAUUAACUGUGGCCCUCCAGAUCCUUUUGAUAAGAAUCCAAGAUUUGAAGAACGAAUACAUUUAGACCUCACUCAGUUCUCGAUUCAACCGAAACUGAAUGCAAACGAAACAAACUAUGUGAUCGAACAGAUUUCCAGAGGAACAUCGGAGCCAACAUCUGCAUCACUGGAAAACCUUGCCGUUAAUGCAGUGCUUACUUACUCCACCACCGAUCGCAUGACAUACCGAGAAGCAAAAGAUCAAGCAAAACUGACGGAUAUCAACUGCUCUUCUCCUCUGGGAGAAAUUCUCAACUCGGUCAUCCGUCUCGGUCCCUGUGAAAUUAACUGGGACUACGAUGUGGUGGGCGUAAUCCUUGCAGCUGCAUAUAAAACGCUCAUGGAAGAACCAACUGUGCUUGAGCUAUCGGCCCCAAUUACAAUCUAUGGAGACAUACACGGUCAAUACAGUGAUGUCUGGCGAUGGUUUCACGCAAAUGGUUGGCCUCCAGACACUCGAUGUCUUUUUCUCGGAGAUUACGUCGACAGAGGACGACAUAGCACAGAGGUAUUGAUGUUCCUGCUACUUCUAAAAAUAGUCCUGCCGAAAUCCGUGUACCUCAUUCGCGGAAACCAUGAAGACCCACCCGUCAAUAAAGCCUAUAAUUUCCAAAGUGAAGUGAGAACGCGAUUCUCUAGACGUUUAUUCAAAAAGUUAUACAGGAAAAUAGGAAAAGUUUUCAGUGCUAUGCCGAUCGCUUGCGUAAUUAAUCAACAGAUAAUGUGUUUUCAUGGUGGAUUAUCCCCACGUAUUAAUACUAUCGCCGAGAUCGCAGCUUUACGAAAACCAAUAGUAACUAACAAACGGAUCGAUCUACAUAUCGACAUUAUGUGGUCUGAUCCACAUGUCGACGUCUGGGGUUUUGGACCGAACACUUUUCGUGAUGCCGCUGGAGUCGGAGUUGGAUAUGUGUUUGGACCAAUCCAGAUAAGAAAGUUUGUAAAGAGAAACAAGCUAUCGCUUAUCGUUCGUGGACAUCAACCACCAAUGAGUGGUUAUGAGCGUAUAGGGAAGCACUUGUUGACGAUAUUUUCUACAGCAGGAUAUCGAGUUAAGGACGACAUUGGAAACAUGAGCGCUUCAUUGGUUAUCGGCGAAGAUGGCGAAAUGAACAUCGUACGUAUACAAAUUGGCGAACCGUUGAAAUUGAAACGACAGCGGUACAAAAUGGAAAAGGGAGACAGAUAUCGGGACUGCGGAAAGCCAAAACAGAAGCACUCUUCAACAGGCGAUGAAUACAGUUGA